AUGUCGGGGUUGUCUCUAUCGCAGGCGGAGCUGCUGAAAGUGGGGCCGAUAGCGAGCCACCACUCGUUGCGUCUGCUCCCCGUUAGCAAGAAGAAGAAAAAGCAAAAAUUCGUCAUCGGAGACGAGUAUGGCGUCGUCUCGAGCUACCAGAUGAAGAAGGGUGAGCCGCAGAACGUGUACAAGUCCGUGACGCUAGGAGGGCCCGUGGCCUGUGUGACCAUGGGUACCAGCAAGGGCACCGAGGACAAGGCGUUCAUUGCCACUGGGCAGCACGUGCACGGCUUGAGCAAGAAGGGCAAGGAGUUUUUCAAGUUCCAGAGCAACCUGGCGGAGCCGAUGCGCAAGAUCCACGCCUACGACAGUCAGCUCUGGACGACCACGGACUUCACCUUCAACCAGUACGACAAUGGCUCCGACAAGCACUCGUACGUUAGCCCCGAUCGCAUCAAUGAUGCCCUUGUGGUGCCUAUCAACCACGAGCAGGACUUCUACGGAGUGCUUGGGUGUCAAGACCGCUACAUCCGCGUUGCAAAAGAUUCCAAGUCGGUGUCCAAGAAAGCGGUGGCGGCACCUGUUACUGCACUUUGUCGGGUCCCUCCAGUGACGAGCAAAGGCGCCGCCCCAUCGGGUCCUGCGCAGAUCCUGUAUGGCACAGCCGCCGGAGGCCUUGGUCUCGUCACUUACAACGGGGACAAGCUCAAGAACAAGUGGAAAACAUCGUCGGAGACGUCUUUGUCCUCGAGUAUGAGCAACAACGAGUCUGGGGGCACUGGAGAUUCCGGUUUGCCUCCGUCUACGGCCACGAUCAACUCCAUCGCGUGCUUCGAUAUCAAUCGGGACGAUCACCCAGAGAUCCUUGUGGGUCGCGAUGAUGGUCGUGUGGAGGUGUACUCGUUCAAUGCAAACUCGGGGGAUGUUGUGAAGCUCUUCGAGCACGCAAACAGCGAUAGUAUUCGUUGUGUUCAGGGUGGAAUCGUGGCCACGCCAGGGUUUGAAGAGCUGGUGGCCACCACGUUCUCAGGCCGGGUCCUCAGUUUCACCACCGAACCGCUGGAUCAGCCCGAUGACGACGACAGCUACGGUCGAUCACGCGGAACUGUGCAGCGCGAGACUCGCAUCGUCAAGCUGCGCAAGGAGGUGGCCGCCCUCGAGGACAAGAUUGCGCGCUUGAGCUUACAACGGGGAGCCAAGGAAAAGGAGUACUUACCCGUGGCCGAAGACCUGGUGGUGAACAGCAAGUUCCAGCUGAUUGCAGCGCUGGGCGCUUACGAUGUGUCACUUGAGAUUCCAGUGAGCAUCCAGAUGAUCGUGUUGCACUCAGCCGUCCCGUUGGAUCUACUCGAGAAUGAGAGCAACCUCGCUAUCGUGAGCAAGUCCCCGUGUGACCCUGCAAAUGGCACACACUUCUUGGCCACGUACCGCUGCCUGGAGCCUACCCAUCGACUGGAAUUCCAAGUGCGCACUAUUGAAGGCCAGUUUGGCAACGUUGAGGCUACAGUAGUGGCGAACACUCAGCCGCGUUCAGCGCAGACUAUCAAGUUUUACGUGAAGCCGUUGUCCCUGCACCACCGCGUCAACGAACUCACGGAGGGUGAAGAGGCGGAACUGCAGAAGGCGACCAACACCCUGCAGCUCAGUGGCGACUUCUCGCUCGUCCAGAUACAUGAUUGGGUGUCGAUGUGCCUGCCUGAGGUUCCUGGUCGUCUGCAGAGCGAGGAAGUCACGCUGCGCUAUCGUAACACAUUCCUCGGCAGUCUACUGGUAUGCCGCUAUAGUAAGGGGGAGGCCAGCUUUUCGACACCUUCCGUGUCGGUGAUUGCCAUUCUGAAGGAAAUCAUCACCAAGGAAGCUACCGCGCGCAAGGCCACGCUCAACAUUUCGCUGGACAUCAAGAAGGAGAGCGUGCCAGUUAUGUUGGGCUACCUACGCCCUCUGUUGGACGCCAAGCACGCAUUGGCUUCGCAGGUCAAGCUCAUUGAUGGCCUCAAGGAGCUGCAGCUACACGAGGAAGACUACGCCGCCUGGAUGGCGCCUGAGUAUCAGCACAUCCUCGAGAACUCGGAGAAGAUCCUGGCGGAAUUCAAGCUCAGCCCCAAGGCCCUUAACUAUCUCGCUGGCAUUCUCACCGACCUGUACGUGGAUCUUUGCAAGUUCCGCGGCACCAGUCCAAAGCAGAACCUACCGCGGCUUUAUCAGUUGAUUGAGCACUACCACUUCGACACACUUGUCGAGUUCUACAUGAGGGAGUGAGCGUGGAUAGCAGGAAUGAAAAGUGGAGCAGAAUUGUCGAUGCAGCUCAGCAAAUAAAACUUCAACUUUCAUUUGAC
Molecule: messenger RNA, 2327 nt
Organism: Phytophthora sojae
Lineage: Eukaryota; Oomycota; Peronosporomycetes; Peronosporales; Peronosporaceae
Product: Bardet-Biedl syndrome-7-like protein
Exons: 2
Coding region: 1-2250 (749 amino acids)
Biological process (GO): intracellular transport; cilium assembly; intracellular protein localization
Cellular component (GO): axoneme; BBSome; ciliary basal body
Molecular function (GO): protein binding
Source: RefSeq, a predicted model, not a curated record